CGUAGCUGUUAGUUGGUGGAGUCCAGCUCAUCAAUGGAAUCUCGGUACGGUAGGUGUAGACUUUGUCUAGUCUUACUUACCUAACAAUCAUACACACGGAAAGAAGCAAGACUUCAUUGCAUAUCUACUUCCAAUCACGUCUUCCCUGACCGGAGCUGCUCAACUCAUUGCUGCCAACAGGAUUUGAUUGCAUCACUGGACCUCAGAUCUGCUCAGCAAUUUCCUAUUUGUGCCUGAUCUGCAGAACACCUGCGUACAGGGCUAACUCUCAAAAGAAUGGAAGAAAAUAUCCUGGAGCGAAUACUUGAGGGGAGCAUGAAGCCAACGAAUCUGCCAUUGGAAACUUUACGGAAAAUCACGGAUGAUUUUUCAGAAGAUAGGAUAAUCGGUGAAGGUGGCUUUGGAACUGUCUAUAAGGGUGUCAUUGCGAACGGGAUUGUUGCUGUGAAGAAGAUCAGGAGCAGCAUGACGGUUAAUCAGAAGCUUUUUCGUCGUGAGGUUGACAACCAGAUGGACGUUAACCAUGAAAAUGUAGUGCGGUUUCUUGGCUUAUGUUCUCACACAGUGGAGACACCAAUGAAAAACCCAGAAUCCCACGGAUAUAUUUAUGUUGAGAUAAGAGAAAGGUUGCUCUGUUUUGAAUAUGUCAGUAAUGGAAGCCUUGAUAAAUAUAUUACCGAUGAAUUAAGAGGACUUGAAUGGAAUACGCGUUAUCAGAUUAUAAAAGGAAUAUGCACAGGUUUGCAUUAUUUGCACAUGGAAAAACAUAUUCUUCAUAUGGAUCUCAAGCCUGCCAAUAUACUACUAGAUAAUCGGAUGGUGCCAAAGAUCACAGACUUUGGUCUAUCAAGACCCUUGGAAAACUCAGAAACAAUGACGACAAACCAUUUUUCAUCACCGUAAGCUUCAAAUCAGUGCAACACGUCUAGGAUAUAGCGCUCCUGAAAACCUGUUUGGUCGUGGUACCAUGUCCGUCAAGUCAGACAUGUAUAGUCUGGGUGCUAUAAUAGUCGAACUGGUAACAGGAUGUAAGGACGUCCCUGAUAAUAACAAUAACAUGUGCCCGCGGCUUUAUUCCUUGUUGUGAUGAAGAUUGAUUCCGGUUUGGGAUAUGAAACCGCCAAGGCUAUCAUAUCUAAACUUUCUUAUAACGUUACUAAUCUGAAGGAACUGCCGGUAAAAUUCGAGGAAAUAAAGAAGAUACUGAAAAUGCUAUCCAAUGUUAUAAGGCAAAUAGGCAUGGUGUCCCUCAUGGACGAAGUUGUCAAGAGUUGGAUUGGGGAGGUCCGAAGUGUCGCCUACCAUGUUGAAGAUACGGUGGAUAAAUACUCAUACCAUAUUCUUCAAUAUCAGGAAGAAGGACCCCUGGAGAAAUUCUUCACCAAAAGAACACAUUAUGUCAAAGUUUUCAGUGAAAUUGUGGAUGAUGUAGCUAAGGUAGAGAGGGAGAUUCUGCUAGUUAUAGAGAUGAAGGGACGAUGGCUGCAACCCUCCCAGCUUGUCGCUGACCCACUUAUUGAGAUGGAAAGACAGUGGUUCCAAUACAACUGCCUUGAAGUUGUCAAAUAUGAAGAUCUAGUAGGAAUUGCAGACAACAUGAUAUUCCUGACCGGAUUGUUGUACUCCGAAGAGCAGGAAACCACUGUGAUAACAGUGUCGGGCAUGGGUGGGCUGGGAAAAUCUACCCUUGUUUCAAAUGUUUAUGAACGUGAAAAGAUCAACUUCCAUGCACAUGCAUGGAUUGUUGUGUCACAAAUUUACACUGUUGAUGCUCUGUUGAGGACGCUAAUAUCGAAGAUUGGAUACAUCGAACAACCACUGCCAGUAGGUAUUGAAAAAAUGGACGUGCAUGACUUGAAAAACGAAAUAAAGCAGAGACUGCAAAACAGAAAAUAUUUGAUUGUGCUAGAUGAUGUCUGGUUCCAAGAUGUAUACUUCCAAAUACAUGAUGCUCUCCAGGAUUUCCAAGGAAGUCGCAUCAUCAUUACGACACGAAAGGACCAUGUCGCAGGGAUUUCUUCUCCUGCCAAACACCUUGAGCUCCAGCCACUGAGUCACCCUGAUGCAUUUGACCUUUUCUGCAGAAGGGCUUUUUACCAAACGAAGGGCAACAUGUGCCCCAACGAGCUUGAGACAAUUGCUACUUAUAUAGUUGGCAUGUGUCAUGGCCUGCCACUAGCAAUUGUCACCAUUGCCAGCAUGUUGUCUUCCAAGCUACAACUAGACUUUUGGAAUCAAACGUACAAUCAGAUUGGAAGAGUGUUGUCAAACAAUGAUCAUGUCCGAGCAAUUUUAAAUUUGAGCUUCUAUGACCUUUCAGAAGACCUCAGAUGCUGCUUCAUGUACUGCAGUCUGUUCCCUGAAGACUAUCCCAUGUCCCGUGACGGCCUUGUGUGGCUGUGGGUUUCGGAAGGCCUUGUGGUGAGUAGAAAAAAUCACACACCAGAGAUGAUAGCUGAGGGAAAUCUCAUGGAAUUGAUCCACCGCAAUAUGCUUGAAGUUGUGGAGAAUGAUGAACUUGGCAGGGUCAAGACCUGUAAGAUGCAUGCUAUUGUGCGUGAGCUGGCUAUUUCAGUUGCUGAAGUAGAGAGAUUCGCUUCAGCAAAUGAGUAUGGCACAUUGAUGGAGGUGGAUAAGGAUGUUCGUCACCUGUCAUUAUGUGAAUGGAAAGACGACAGUGUACUGGAGAUUGAACUUCCGCAUCUUCGAACUGUAGUGUCAAUUGGAGGAAUUUCAUCCUCUCCUGGCUUGUUAUCUUCGAUUUUGUCUAGAUCCAGCUACCUUGCUGUUCUCGAGCUUCAAGACUCUGAAGUCAGUGAAGUGCCAACAUUGAUAGGGCAUUUGUUCAAUCUACGGUACUUUGGCUUACGACGCACUAAGGUCAAAUCACUCCCCGAUUCUAUUCAGAAUCUGUCUAAUCUCUACACUCUAGACAUCAAGCAAACAAAAAUAGAGAAGCUACCACGAGGAGUUGUCAAGCUGAAGAAGUUGUGUCACCUUUUAGCUGAUAGAAGUGAUGAGGAGAUGCAGACAGAGUUCCCGUACUUUAUCGGAGUGCCAACACCUGAAAAGCUGUCGAAUUUGGAUGAACUUCAAACCCUCGAGACCGUGAAGUCAAGCAAUGGCUUGGCCGAGCAGCUGAAGAAACUGAUGCAACUAAGAAGCGUGUCGAUUGAAAACAUCAGAGCCGCUGACUGUGCAAAUCUGUUUGCUACCCUGUCAGAUAUGCCACUUCUUUCCAGAUUGAUUCUUUCUGCAAGGGAUGAGAAUGAGGCACUUUGCUUCGAGGAUCUCAAGCCAAGAUCUGCAGAUCUACACAGGUUAAUUAUCAGAGGGCAAUUGGCCAAGGGGACACUAAAUUGCCCGAUAUUUCUCCACCUUGGUACACGCCUCAAGUAUCUAGCUCUAAGCUGGUGCGACCUUGGGGAAAAUCCACUGAAGAUGCUCGCACCAAGCCUGCUUAACCUCGCAUAUCUAGAACUUAGCAACAUGCAUACUGCAAAUACUAUGGUUAUUUCAGAAGAUGAUUUUCCCAACUUGAAGACCCUUGUCUUGAAGCACAUGCCAGAUGUCAAGGGGCUGAGCAUCAUUGAUGGCGCUCUUCCAGGCAUUGAAAGUUUGUACAUUACGUCGCUACCAAAGAUGGAUAUGGUCCCUCGAGGCAUCGAAGCCCUUCACUCCCUGAAGAAGCUCUGGCUGCUUGACUUGCACAAGAAUUUUAUUAGUAAAUGGAUCAGUUACGGAAUGCAACAGAAGAUGUUGCAUGUUCCAGAGGUUCGUAUCUAGAUGCCGCAGGUCGGUUCUGUCCACAGUCGCAUUCCUGUCUGGCACAACUGUGUUGCACGCAUAAUUAUCCCAAUAAGCCUGUGAUUAUUGACAUCUCACUUGUACAUCAUCACCACCAAGGUUGUCAGAAUCGCGAUUCUGUUAUACGAUUCUACGACUUUACGAUCCAAACUAACCCCUAUGAUUCUACGAUUUUAGUUCAUAGAAUCUACGUUUCUACGAUCCUGAUAGUGAAGAUUCUACGAUUUGCGAUCUUACCAUCGGAGCUCCGACCCGAUUUAAAAUCGCGAUUCUGACAACCUUGAUCACCACUACUUGUACUGGAACACAAUUAUAUUCCUCAAGUAAUGUUGCUCAUUGCCUUCCAGAGGAACCUGUAACGUUUGUGUUGUUUCACUUACAUGCUUCUAUACUGAUUUAUAUGUAAGAGAUAUGUGUACAGUUUCUAUCGAACAUCUUUUGUGAAUAAUCAUGUCAAACAUUUUAUCAUUUUAUCUUAUAUC
This is a messenger RNA of Triticum urartu, 4289 nucleotides long. Its product is annotated as cysteine-rich receptor-like protein kinase 44. Gene Ontology annotation, molecular function: protein kinase activity; ATP binding; ADP binding. The record is from RefSeq and is a predicted model, not a curated record. Lineage: Eukaryota; Viridiplantae; Streptophyta; Magnoliopsida; Poales; Poaceae. Gene Ontology annotation, biological process: defense response to other organism; protein phosphorylation.